Messenger RNA from Fomitopsis serialis, 2193 nucleotides. RefSeq lists its product as uncharacterized. The transcript has 3 exons. The record is from RefSeq and is a predicted model, not a curated record. NCBI's taxonomy places the organism in Eukaryota, Fungi, Basidiomycota, Agaricomycetes, Polyporales, Fomitopsidaceae. The coding region runs from base 1 to 2193 and encodes 730 amino acids.
AUGGCUCCAACUGUCCGUGACCUCAUAUUCGUCCUUGAGAUGUUCUUUCCACGCUGGAUGGCCAUGGGGCAGGCUCUAUGUGUUCUUGAUACUGUCCGGCUGCUCUUCCCCAUCCUGCAACUCCACCGCCGUCAGCGCCAGGAUCGACGGCAACCACGACUUACUGGAUGGCUGAAAAGCAUAUUGGCCUCGAUCAAAACUGCAUAUCAAGGCCCUCAGGCGCAUAUCGGCUAUGGUGGACGGGAGGCGGAAGCCGAGGCGGAGGAGUAUGCCGAGGCUAUGCAUGGCGAUCUGGAAGUCCUGUUUGAGCUCAUGGGCUGGGAUGAUGAACAUCCCGUGAAUGCUGGUUUAUAUACUAACUCAUACCUGGUGUUGUGCACAGAACGGCGGAGCUGCGCAGUAUGUGCAAUCACAGGUCACGAAGCUUCACUCCGGCGCCGCAUAGAAGGGCGCAGAGUCAAGGUUUUGACGGCAGGUCUUCGAUGGGUUCAGGCUGAGCUGUUCGUAGGGCACUGCAUCAACUGCAGGGCAGACCACUAUCCCGACAGAGUCACCUACCCAAAUGGCCAUGGGGAACGUAUCGAGCGUCUCGAGUAUGACACCAAGUAUCUUCGCAUCUCGAAGCACGGAAUCUGGACGGAGCGAGAUGUUGCGGUCAUGCAGGAACACAUGCUGUUACGGUUUCGUGCAGGGUGGUCGAAUGUCGCAGACUAUAUCAACGAUCUCCUACCACAAGGCACUCUACAGGUCACGUACCGACAAUCACGCCGUCUGUUCCUCGAACACUUCUCACGACGGUUACUCGUGGCACAUCAAAAGGCUCAUGACUUCACAUGCCCAGCGCACCCGAGUUCACAGAUGUUUGCGGAGCAUGUCAGACGGAAGAUCGGUGAAGACGGAGGAGUCAACAUCCAAGCACUACAUCAUGGUUGCACAGGCUGUACUCACCGCAAACGCUACCGUGCCGAUCUUGUGCAGGAGGGUGCCAUGUUUCACGAGAUUGAUGCUGUUGCUGGCAUUCAGCGUGCAGAUCUGGAACUCGCCGCAGUGGACAAUGCCAAUGCCGAGAUUAGGCCAAUCCCCGUAGGCAUUCCCAUUCGUCCACCCGCCCAAGACGCACCCGCUCCAGGUGAGCCACGUGGAUAUGUUCGAAUGGCCGUUAUGGACGGGAAGAAUGUUGGACAUCGUAUAUGUGCCCUUGAAGACUGUCGCAAACCCCUGAUUAACUUCAGGGAUGGUCGCUUCUGUCAGGACCACACACCUAUGCAAGAUAUAUGUGGCAUCAUACCGUGCGGGCGCCCUGUCCGUAAUCAUAGCGCCAUGACAUGCGAUGAUCCCGUCCAUCGCAACUGGCAUCAACAAUGGCUGAAUCGCUUCAGCCGUCUUUCGUUUCCUGGAGUGCAGCGAGUCAUCCGUCAGCAACGGUUGGACCCAAACGCAGGCCACGCACCCCGGGCAGGACCCACUCUACGAGUGAACUUGCCAGCGCUGAAUGAAAUCCCCGGAGAUCGCGUCGUCCAUACAUUCCGCGCGCGUUCUGUCUACUGUCUGGAGACACUCCAGUGGGCUUGCGGCAUGCCAAUCGCAUGGGGGAAGUGCUACAAAUCCGAGAGUCAACCCCAGGUUUACGCAUUCAUUGAUCGUGUAUGGCAAACUCACCGUGACCUCCGCCCCGGAUUCAUCGCCUAUGACGAUGCCUGUGAUCUCCUCCGACACAUCGUCACACAGAACCCCGGGGAUUCCUGGCUUACGACUACGAAGUUCAUCGUAGAUGCCUGGCAUUAUAUCGGGCACAAGGCGACGGAUGCGCUGUGCCGGAUGUGGUGUAAUCCUGCACCGAAGGAUGGCUCUCAGCCUGAUCUCGUUCUCAUACAGGAGGAUGAGGAUGGAGCGAGACAUCAAAUACGCGCCUUCAACACGGAGACCGCGGAGCAAUUGAACUCCUGGCUGGAUGGUUUCGAGGCCCAACUGCGCAAUAUGACCAACAUCAACUACGAUAUCUUCGUCCAUACACUCUUCAUGCUGUAUGCCGAGCGUGUCCAAAGACGCAUAGACUCGAGUGGUGACGCGUUGGAUGACGGUUUCUGGGAGGAGGUGGAUGCGAGGGCAGAGCAAGGCGAGGCGGCCAUAGACGACCGAAUGCGCGUAGAUCAAGACGAGGCAGCCAUAGACGACCGAAUGCGUGUAGAUUAA